CCCACUUGGGGCUUGCUUGGACUUGAAUGAUCGCCAGUCCGUGCCGUGCUCCACCUUCAUCUAUGCCAUGCACACAGCUGCCAUCAAUCACAAAAAGUACAUAAAACGUGCCUCCCACACGACGUUCAAGUUUCUUUUUGGAAAUUUCAUCAAAAUUGAUUUUGUAAUGUAAUGAGUAAUGCUAUUGAAUCGAACGCUGGCGUAUCAUUGAGCCUCACAGCUUCCUCCGUUUGGGAGCUGUGGGUACAUCAUCCUCCACUGGAGGCGUCUCUUCCACCUCCACCCUUCCCUUGCCCCGUUCAAUGCUUCGCCAGGCAGAGAGUGUUUGCUGCACAGACUCAAACAUAUCUCUAGCAUCUUCCACCACUCCCUCUUCGCCUGGGUUGAACAUGGAGGCAUUGACGAACAUGCGCAUAAUCUCUCUUUCGAGCUGGCCUGAGUUGAGGAUUGCCUUUGGAGGGAUAUUGUCCAAAGUCAUCGGUAACUCGACAACGGCCCCUCCACCACCGGGACUACCAGUUGGCGUAUCUCCACUGGCAGCUGCUGCCACUUGUUUCGUCCCAGCAGCGAUUCCCUUUUGAAUUGUUUUGAGAUCGGUGGGUCGUUUGAUAAUCUCAUAGUAGCCUUCUGCGUCUUUGGCUCUGACCGCCGUAGUAAAGAUCGAUGCAUGUUUGUGUGAGCUAAUGACAUCCAUCACGGGCUUACACAUGCUAGUGAAUUGCCGCGGUGCCACUACUGUCUUGGGUAAACCAGGAGUAUGUGAUCUAUCUUCAGUCUCUUCCGGUGUUGGCUCACGCCCAUGGCGUUUCCGUUUGUUGGUGGUUUGCUGUCCACGCCUGCGAGUCGUCAUGUGCGGCGUCGAUACGGCAUCCUCCGCAAUGACAUCGAUAGAGUUCCCACGUUCUGACUUCACUCGGUCGCCUGACUGGGAUUCGGAAUCAGCCGCAACUGUCUCCGUAUGUGAGAUAACCGAUUGGCUUCUGCUUCUCUCUCGCGCCGAUGUGCCAGCGUGCGAAGACGCGAUACUACCGGGUCUUGCCUUUCUGGUCGGCGCUUUCCGGCGGGACCUUCCCUGACGUGUUUCCAUCUCUGGAACAAUCUCGGAGGGCACCUGUUCAGUCUCCGCCUCAGGCUCAGGUUCUGGCCUGGACUUGGCCUCUGCAUCUUUUUCUGGGUCCUUCUCCUUCUUUGCCUUCGCCCUGGAUUUACGCGUGGCUUUCGCUUUUGGCUGUUCGGGCUGCAAGGGCUUGUCCCGCGGCAAUGACUCUGGUACAACAAAAUCAUCAAUGUCAGCGACCGGUGGUCGCAGCACUUGAGUGGGGACGGGCCAAGCUCUUGCUGAUCCUUUGAUGGUAGAUUUUGCGGACCGAGGCGUAGAGAAUGCACUGGUCGGUGUGCGCAUCCCCGAUGGUGUCGACAAAGAGAGCCUUUGGUGCGUGACGAGAGGGUGCAUAUGUGGCGCAUUUGGCCUAGAAGCACUCGACGACUGAGGGGUUGUUCUAGGCGCUUGUCGCGCAUUGACAGGAGUAGAAACCGGAGGGUAAUGCUGUGGCAUGGGAGGUGGCUGAUGAGCGCGCGAUGGAUCUUGAGGUGAGACCUGGAACGGAGGUAACAUGAAACCGCCUUGAGGUGGAGGUUGUCCAGCCUGGUGCGGCUGCGCAUGGUAAGGUGGAUGACCAGAGUAUGGUGGAAAGUUUCUUUGCUGUGGCGGCGUUUGAACAUUUGGAGAUCCUGGAGCCAUAUGCGGAUGACCUGGAAACCGCGAAUGUGUAGGAGAAUAUU
This is a messenger RNA of Periconia digitata, 1782 nucleotides long. The record is from the annotation of a GenBank genome assembly. NCBI's taxonomy places the organism in Eukaryota, Fungi, Ascomycota, Dothideomycetes, Pleosporales, Periconiaceae.